Ceratitis capitata (Mediterranean fruit fly) is the source of this 1967-nucleotide messenger RNA. RefSeq lists its product as uncharacterized. Gene Ontology annotation, molecular function: glutamate-gated receptor activity. The record is from RefSeq and is a predicted model, not a curated record. Bases 1 to 1890 code for a protein of 629 amino acids. Gene Ontology annotation, cellular component: membrane. NCBI's taxonomy places the organism in Eukaryota, Metazoa, Arthropoda, Insecta, Diptera, Tephritidae. The transcript has 3 exons.
AUGAGUGGUAUGGACGUUAUACUAAGUGAAAUUGGAAGACGUCAAUUUGAAGAGACUGGCAACUACACACUAGUCGUGGCAAUUGCUUGGGCUGUACUUCACGCUUUCGGCAAGUUUUCUUCUGCGCCUUUGGUUAUAUCACAGUAUGCGAGCAAGCGUCAGAACUGUGUUUACCAGGCGGAGUUGAUCGAGGCACUGAUGGUGUAUUUGCAGCAACGUCAUUAUCGCGUCUAUAUUAUGGAGCAGGAGACACUGUUCGGCGAUGCAAGUGUGAGCGAAUGGGGGGAUUUCUCAGAGAGAGCUAUUUGGUUCAUUGACAGCUGGAACGCAUUUGAGGCACUCGCAGCCGAUUUGGAGGAUCCGAAGAGCACAUACAGGCGCAGCGGUUGGUUCAUACUCAUCUACACUGGCAAUGAGACGUCACGUUUGGAAACCGUUAAACGUAUUUUUAAUCGCUUCUUCGAACUCUUCGUUAUAAAUGUGAAUAUAUUUUUGCUGCUGGACUCAACGCCAUAUGUCUACACCUAUUUCCCAUUCACUCAUAACAAAUGUCAUUCGGCCAAACCAGAGCUCUUAAUUUCGUUCCGUAAUAAUCAGGCAAAAUUUCAACGCAAAGAUAAUCACCAGUUUUUCCCCUCAAAAGUACACAAUCUGUAUGGCUGUGAGUUGAGUGUAAUCACGUGGCACGAUCCGCCUUUCAUCAUUUUCGAUAAAGACGAACAAAGUGGUCGAGUUAAGGCCGUGGAGGGUAUUGAAGGCUUGCUAAUUUCGGUUUUGGCGCAGGCCAUGAACUUCGCGAUAAAAGUUGUGGAUCCACAGCCGCGUGACCGUGGCGCCAUCUUUGAGAACGGUACACUAACUGGCGUUACAAGGAUGAUAGCCGAAGGCGAAGGCAAUAUUACGAUCAUUUACACGAUGUACGAGAAGAAGCGUGCACAAGUCAUGGAUGCGUCAUUUUCCUAUAUGAGUUUCCCGCUUAUGGUGGCCAUACCACAUGGACGACCUCUAUCUCCACUUCAACGUCUCUUAAGGCCAUUUAAGUAUAUAAUCUGGUCUCUCAUCGGCUCAAACAUUGCCCUAGCCGUACUCAUCAUAUAUUCGCUAAAGUUUCUCGGCAGCAAGCAAGUUUCGUCAUUUGUCUUUGGCAAGAGCAAUCGCAUUCCAUUCAGCAAUCUCUGGGCCUCGCUAUACGGCAACGUUAUACACAACCAUUUGCCGUAUCGCAACUUUUCGCGUUACUUACUCGCCUUGUGGCUGCUCUGUACACUAGUCUUACGAUCCGCCUACACCGGGCAACUCUUUAUAAUACUGCAGGACGGCCGUGCGCUAACGCCGCUAAAAUCAUUCAAAGAGAUCGUUGCUAAUAACUACACCAUAAGUACGGCACCUGUACUCACUGAAUUGCUCAGCUCGACACUCGGAGAAGCGUCCAUUGCCCACUUUGAUGGCGGCAAAAACUCUAUGCCGAAUGUAUUGAAACGCAUCGCACAUGGCUCCAAGGAGGCUUUAACCAUAAUUGAGCCGGCCGUACUUUACUACAACUACCGGCAGUCAACGGAUGAUGAUAGGGUAGCACUGCUGCCACAAAAGUUGAUAAUGACGCCGCUCACAAUGUACAUGCGCAAACAUUCCUAUCUACUAUGGCCGAUAAACAGUAUUUUGCUCUAUUUUAUCGAUGUGGGCAUAGUCGAUAAGUUCGAGAGGCGUUAUCGUUUGGUUAAUGAAGUUAACGAGUCGCAGGAGCCUGUGAAAUUGUCACUCUUUUUGCUGUUGGGUAUUUUUAGCCUCUAUAUAGCUUUGAUAACACUCUGCAUUCUGGUUUUCCUCUUGGAACUUUGGUCAACUCGGUCGCCUUUGAGCAAAGUGGUCAUGGAUUUUUUGAAUUACUAAAUACUACUUUGGGUAUGAUAUUUGUGUAUUGUGAUUUAUGAAAAAACUCAAAAUGAAGACGAAACAUUGUUCCUAGC